GACCAUACCUACCGACGCGCGCUCGCUAACAGUACACGUGUCCUAUCGCCCUCCAAAUCGCAAAACAUACACCACAAACCACAACAAUGGACAUGCUCAACAUCCUCCCAGACACCAUAAAAACCUACCUCACCCUCCUCCUCACAACCUACCCAUCCAUCCUCACCCCCAUCUUCCACACCCUCCACAUCCUCCGCACGCUCGCCCUGCCCCUAAUCGCCCGCCUGACCACCGCCCCCGACCUCUUCAGCCUCGGCGUCCUCGUCAUCAUCCUCUUCGCCUCCUUCUACCUGCUCCAGAUGCUCGUCAGCGCGGUGCUGUUCUGGGUGCGAUUCGCGUUCAAGGCAGCGCUGUAUGUCGGGAUUGCGGUUGCGGCGCUGUAUGUGUAUGCGCGUGGGCUGGAGGGGACGGUGGAGGAUGUUAGUGCGGCGGUGGGGGCGUGGAUGGGCGAGGGGGAGGCGCUGCGGGAGAAUGCUGAUCGGUAUUAUGCUGGUGGGCCGAAUAGGAGAGGAUAUGUGAGGCAGGCUAAUACCGGGUGGAGACACCGUGUGUGAUGAUGGAAUAUGGGGUUGUGGUAUUCUGGGUAUGGAGCAUUGAUUUGUGUGGUGCGUUAUGGGGGUUUUGAAAGCAUGGCGUACUUGGAGUAUGAGGAAUGGGAGGGACCAUCUAUUGAUGUUGAAGGGAGCCUGUGGAUCAUAUGGAUCUACGGCUUCGAUAUACGACAUUUACUCACGCUGGCGCUGCAUUUUGCGAUGGGUGUAAUCUACGGUAUAUGUCUUCAUAAGAGCUUUGUCACGACAGCAACGGUAUGCUAUCAAUCCAAUGAUAUAAGAAUCAUAUUGGUCCUCUACUUCACCCUUUAUUCCCCCACAAACCCACGUUUAUUCUCCUUAUU
This is a messenger RNA of Pseudovirgaria hyperparasitica, 895 nucleotides long. RefSeq lists its product as uncharacterized. Lineage: Eukaryota; Fungi; Ascomycota; Dothideomycetes; Acrospermales; Acrospermaceae. The record is from RefSeq and is a predicted model, not a curated record. Bases 87 to 554 code for a protein of 155 amino acids. The transcript is spliced from 3 exons.